AUGGCGACCCUCCAAAAAAAAGCCAAAAAGGGCGCCGCGAUCAGCAAGCUCUUAAACAAGCAGUACGAGGGCGCCGACACGACGUCGCUGGAUGAUUACCUCAGAAAAAAGAAGAAGGUCACGCUCCCGCCGGGGCAGACGCGCACGGAGAUCCCGGCCGUAGAGACCUCGAAAUUCGUGGAGCGGCUCUCGCAAUGCCCAGGGAAAGGGGAGAAGAAACAGUCCGAACAAAAAAAGUACCUCCGCCGCGUGGCCUCGUUCCACUUCAACACUUUUGCUUGGUCGAGUGGACCUAUGAGCAUUAGCGACGCCGUCGCGAACCUCGUCGCGGUGGGCGCGGUCGUGGACCCGUGGCUCAAGGCGGACGGGACGCCGGUACCGGUCGAGGACUUCCCGGGCUUCCGGCGCAUCGGCUCCGUCGCGAAGCAGGACGCCGCCGACGACUGGAACGACAAGCAGCAUAACACAAAAGUUAGGAAGCUCGAGAGACGCGAGCGAAAUCCGGCGCCGGGCAAGAAGGAGGCGUCAAACACCCAGGGCGCGACGCUGAAGUGGGGCGAGGAUUCUUUGGUCGUCGCGAACGCCGCGAAGGAAGGGGUCGAGGUGCCGAGGAGGAGCGAGGAGGGCGAGAGGCGGAGAUUGUUGUACACGGGCCGCGGGCCGCGGGGCGACCGGCGCCAGCCGCGGCGGGCCGAGGGGGUCGAGUGCGACUCGUGCACGCGGAACGUCUCGGACGGCGCCGGGAAAGUGUACUCCCCGCACAACCACACGACGCACAUAUUGCUCGCCGGCGGCCAGCUCGUCUGCAAGAUCUGCGACACGAGCGGCCGCGUCAUCACGGACGACCUCGUCGAGGCCGGCGUGAAGGAGGAGGAGAUACCGCUCGUCGCGCGGACCUGGCUCUACGCGAGAUGCGCUCUACGCGAGGACCGCUUUGGUGACGCAUCCUUUGGCGAGGCCAAGGACAUCUUCGACGAGGCCAUCGCGGCGUCCUAUGACGCCACCGUCGACUGCAAGGAGGUGACGGACCGGCAGCAGCGGCUCGCGGAGCCGGCGUGGGCGGAGCAGGACCAGUCGCAACGCGCGGCCUCGCGGCGGCGGCGCGCGAUGCGCGGCGUCGUCGCCGGCGACGACGACGACGCGGACGAGUCGGCGUCGUCGUCGGACGACGCCUCGGCACGCGGUGCGGUGUCGGCGUCGCCGCCGCCGCCGCGGCGGCCUUCCGGCCCGCCGCCGCUGACCUCGCCGGUCUCGGAGGGCUCGGCGGGCUCGGGGGGAUCGCGGUCGCGUGCGAGCGCGGCGUCUCGUGCGGGCUCGGCGAGGUCGGGGCACUCGGCGAGGUCGGCGAGCGGCGCCGGUCGCGGCAGCUCGCGUCGUCGGCGCCGGAUUCGCACGGUUCUCCGGUCGCCGCGGUCGCCGAGCGAGUCGCCGGCGAAGCGCCGCCGACUCGCGAACGACGCCGCGCGGGACUACGUCGAGGAAAACUUCGGCGUGUUCGUCGACUUCCAGGCGGCGUUGCGCGAGUUGUGCGCCGGGGAGCACUCGGGGAGCUUUCUCGCCGACGACGCGGGCGCCCUGGACGAUUUGUUGGAUGCGUUCUUGGAGAAGGCUCGGCGGUCCUAAGUUAGUGUGUCUGU
Molecule: messenger RNA, 1637 nt
Organism: Pelagomonas calceolata
Lineage: Eukaryota; Pelagophyceae; Pelagomonadales; Pelagomonadaceae
Source: the annotation of a GenBank genome assembly